AUGCGUAUCCUAGCUAAUUUCUUCGCCCACACUCUCUACGCCGUGGGGCUGCUUCUGCUCUUGAGCCCGUACGCCCUAUCUCAUAGCUAUCCUUCAACCGCCAUCGAUAAACAAUGCCCAUCAGAUAGUCCGGUGGGACUGCAAUCGGCAGGGCAGUUGGGAUGCCCGCGCCCAAUUGAGAGCACUGCCAGCCGGCCCAUCGACUGGUCACCCUGGACGCAUCCGCCAGAGUGUUUACAUGAUGGGAAAUCCCUAGGAACUAGGUAUUGCGUAUUCACCAAUUCACGGCAUGGAAAUGGAGGCGUCAGCAUUAUUACGACCCCCGAAACUGCGGCGAAUAGCAUCCAAAUAUUGGAUGACUCGGGCUACAUCCACACAAAGUCACUUACCAGUAGCAGCGCAGAGACUGGAUACAGAGUGGUUGAAAUCCCUGGAAAAGGGAAGGGGAUGGUUACGACACGUCGAAUCAACCGCACCGAAGUGAUUAUGGCGGACUGGGCUGCGGUGAUUGUAGACCUAGACUUCCCAACGUCGGUGAAACGAGAGCUGGGAUAUCAUCUACUUCAUAGGGCUGCUGAUCAGCUACUGGACCCGGAUCGUGUGCUCGAGCUGGCACGUAGCAGUGCCUUUUCAGCUGACAUCAUGGAGGAUGUACUGAGAACAAAUGGGUUUUCAUACCCCCUAUCUGGCGAACCUCACAUGGCCCUCUACCCUAGCGUCUCUGAUCAAUCACGCGUGCCGCCCAAAGUAAGCAGCAUCUAUGACCUCGGAAGUGAGACAAUAACUGAAAGACCGCGCCCCUUCACCCUUAGCGCUUUUAUUAGGUUUACGCCGACGAGCUUAGCGGUCAGCGUUGUGGCCCUGAGAAACAUUGAGCCCGGAGAGGAGAUUAGUAUCACCUGUAUGAUAAGUUGUUCAUUCGGUGGUAUCCUGGAUCUGCUGCUAACGAUAUCCUUCGCGUACCCAAAUACAGACGUUCCGAUGGGAAAGACUAGGGUAGAAAGACAAAGAGCAUUGAAAAAAUGGGGAUUCAAUUGCGAAUGCGCGCUCUGUACCGCAUCCAAAGUCGAAACAGCGGCCUCGGAUUAUCGUAUGACAAAGAUCAAGACGAUGCGUGAAGAAGUGUUAGAGGCGGUCGAAGCGCGGGAUGGGAGAAAAGCAGUCAAGCUUACAAAAGAAGUGUUAGAGCUUAUGCGAGCUGAAGAACUGACACCACUCUACGCAAGCCAAUACGAGAUUAUAGGGCGACUGUACUGGAAAGGGGGAGACAUGCAGACAGCAACUGAGUAUGCACGAAGAUCGAUAGAUACACUGGUGGACCUCGGGUAUCUUGAGAGUAGUCCGAACGCACUUCCAGAAUUGCUGAAGUCCUUUGAUAGCUAAAAAGGGAAAGCCUGGGGGUUAUAGAAGCAGACAUAACUGGUAAGUGUGUUCGUUUACAGCAUAUAUGUAAAUAGGUUGAGUACGAAGUAUGCGGAUGGAGAUGGAGAUGAGAUAAGAUGAGAUAAAUAAAUAGGGGGACUUACUGUAUGUACGUCACUGGUUCUAAUUAGAUUAGUAAUGGCUAAAUUCAAUAUCACAUGCAGUACCUAAAUAGUUACCCCACCUAGUACAUAACGGUUCUAACCACAUUGCACUUCAAGUUUGUACAUAACUAGGUUAGGUUAAUACGUAC
Hypoxylon fragiforme is the source of this 1675-nucleotide messenger RNA. Its product is annotated as SET domain-containing protein. NCBI's taxonomy places the organism in Eukaryota, Fungi, Ascomycota, Sordariomycetes, Xylariales, Hypoxylaceae. Gene Ontology annotation, molecular function: protein binding. The transcript has 2 exons. The record is from RefSeq and is a predicted model, not a curated record. The coding region runs from base 1 to 1383 and encodes 460 amino acids.